This is a messenger RNA of Procambarus clarkii (red swamp crayfish), 859 nucleotides long. RefSeq names its product ribosomal protein S6 (gene RpS6). Gene Ontology annotation, cellular component: ribosome. NCBI's taxonomy places the organism in Eukaryota, Metazoa, Arthropoda, Malacostraca, Decapoda, Cambaridae. Gene Ontology annotation, molecular function: structural constituent of ribosome. Gene Ontology annotation, biological process: translation. The record is from RefSeq and is a predicted model, not a curated record.
AGUAUAUUUAAUAAGAAAGAUGUGGAGGAAGGAGGUGGCCAGCACCGGGACCUUUCCCGAGCGUCUGGUGGCGUGGACGGCAGCCUCCCGCCAUGAAGUUAAACGUGUCAUACCCCGCUACGGGGUGUCAAAAGCUCUUUGAAUUUGACGAUGAGAAAAAAGUACGCAUCUUCAAUGAAAAGCGUAUGGGCCAGGAAGUUGAAGCAGACACCCUUGGUGAUGAAUGGAAGGGAUACGUGAUGCGGAUUGCUGGUGGCAAUGACAAGCAAGGUUUCCCAAUGAAGCAGGGUGUACUCACAAAUAAUCGUGUCCGGCUUUUGCUUUCCAAGGGCCAUUCCUGCUACCGUCCCCGCAGAACUGGAGAGCGCAAGAGGAAGUCAGUCCGUGGUUGUAUUGUGGACUCCAACUUGUCUGUGCUUGCCCUGGUUAUAGUCAAGAAGGGUGAUGGGGAGAUUCCUGGGCUUACUGAUGGUUCCGUUCCUCGUCGUCUUGGACCAAAGCGUGCUUCGAAGAUUAGGAAGUUGUUCAACUUGAGCAAGCAGGAUGAUGUGCGUCAGUACGUGAUCAAGCGCCCACUGUCUGGUAAAGAAGGAAAGAAACCCAAAACCAAGGCUCCCAAGAUUCAGAGGCUCAUUACUCCAGUUGUCCUUCAGCGUAAAAGACAUAAGAAGGCCCUUAAGCGCCAGCGAGCUGUCAAGAACAAGGAAGAGAAGGCCGACUAUGCAAAGCUUUUGGCUGUUCGGCAGAAGGAAGCAAAGGAGAAAAGGCAAGAGGAGAUUCGCCGUCGACGUUCUUCUAUGCGUGACUCAAAAUCCUCUGAAAAAUCUAAAUAAGCCAAUAAAGCCUAACAUUUAGAUUA